Messenger RNA from Durio zibethinus, 2528 nucleotides. Its product is annotated as E3 ubiquitin protein ligase RIN2-like. Gene Ontology annotation, molecular function: ubiquitin binding; ubiquitin protein ligase activity. Gene Ontology annotation, cellular component: ubiquitin ligase complex; cytosol; plasma membrane. Gene Ontology annotation, biological process: positive regulation of plant-type hypersensitive response; protein ubiquitination; ubiquitin-dependent protein catabolic process. NCBI's taxonomy places the organism in Eukaryota, Viridiplantae, Streptophyta, Magnoliopsida, Malvales, Malvaceae. The record is from RefSeq and is a predicted model, not a curated record.
UAUUAUUAUUAUUAUUAUUAUUUGUUUUAGGAUCCUGCGGUGCCUGUCUCUUUUUCAUCCAAAUUUUAUAUCAUCUCAAAAAAUUGCAAUUGCCGGUGAAUAUUUGCGGAGACCUCCAACGACUCGUCACAGCUUUUUCUUCCUCUUCUUAGAUCCAAUCAGGUUCUUAUGGUUUCAAAGUAACCUCAGUAGUUGAAUUCAUUAACAUUGAAUGUGCCGAUUUUCAAGUCCGUUGGCUCCUUGAUUAUUAUGUGAAAAUUUGUCAUAAGUGCCCGUGAUUAGUGAUGUUCACUUGGUUCUAAUGAAAAUCUGGAAGUUUGUUUUUGGCGGAAAAGUUGUGUUUGUCACCAAUGGGUGUGAGCUACUUGGUGAUCUCAGCAUUCUCUACAGCUUUAAGCUUCGUAGGUCUUCAAUUUUGGACAGAAUUUUCACUCGAUAGACUUCAAACUGAUGGGUUAAUUAGUGAGAAUUUUAUUCAUACGGAAAAUGUCAACCGUGCACUUGAGCUUAUUUUGGGUUCUUAUGCCACUGUGGCUCUGCUGGCAAAUUUUCUGCUCAAUGUAUUUAUUCUACUCAUCCUUUCUCUAAAGACUGCGUUCUUUGGUGAGUUAUAUCCUUCAGAAACUCGGAAAUUAGUAGAACGUCUUAUCAACUAUGUUAUAUACAAGGGGAUCUUUCUACCAUUAGUUAUUCCACCAACGGUAUUCCAAGCAGGUCUUUGGUCAGUCUGGUUGAUUGUCAUAUGUUGUCUAAAGAUGUUUCAAGCUUUGGCCAGGGAUCGACUUGAGCGUUUGAAUGCGUCUCCUUCUGCUACAACAUGGGCAUACUUUCGUGUCUUUUUAGUGUUUCUCUUUAUCAUCUCUUUCAAUUUCUUCUGGAUAUGGCUGAGCUUUGUGUUGCACAAAACACUGAAUUCAUCUAUGUUUCUGCUGUUGUUUUUUGAGCCUCUCAGUAUUGCUUUUGAGACCAUGCAGGCUAUUUUGGUUCAUGGGUUUCAGCUGCUUGAAAUAUCACUCCCUUCCAUGGCGAACACUGCAGAUUGCCAAAGAGCAAAACUUUUUGAUUUAUCAGCUGCAGGUUCAUUUUGGGAAUGGAAAGUCAUUCUUAUUCGCAAUCUAGGUUUCUUCCUUGACUUGGCAACACUGUUAAUGGCACUUGGACAUUAUGUGCUUAUUUGGUGGCUCCAUGGCAUGGCAUUCCAUCUUGUGGAUGCAGUUCUUUUCUUGAAUAUACGUGCUUUGCUAAGUGCAAUUGUGAAGCGUAUAAAGGGAUUUAUUAAAUUGAGAAUGGCAUUAGGGGCUCUUCAUGCGGCACUUCCUGAUGCAACAUCUGAAGAGAUACGUGCUUAUGAUGAUGAAUGUGCCAUAUGUAGGGAACCUAUGGCCAAGGCUAAAAAGCUUCAUUGUAAUCACCUUUUUCAUCUUGCUUGCUUGAGGUCUUGGUUGGACCAACGCUUAAAUGAAGUUUACUCGUGUCCCACAUGUAGAAAGCCACUUUUCCUGGGCAGAACUGAAAAUGAGGUGAUUUCUCGCACAGGAGAAGCUUUAAGUGAUGAGCAGUUGGCUCGUCAGAUAAAUUCUGGACUUGAUCAGCAAAAUAUGCCUGGUCACACCCUACCUGCAGGAUUAUUCCCAAAUCAAAUGCAGAACCCAGUGGAAGGCAGACCUUGGAGGAGUGCAGGACUGGAUUCGGCAUGGUUGCAUUCUUGGCCAAACCAGAAUGUUGAUGGAGCUGGUCCUUCUACCGGUAUCAGAUCUGUUGGACUUGGGAGAGUUCAUAUGAUGAUGAGGCACCUUGCAUCUGUUGGAGAAACUUAUGCCCAGACUGCUCUUGAAGACACUGCUUGGAGCCUUUGGCCCAUGAAUCCAUCUCAGGCAGCUGCAUCUGCUUCAUCAGUUCCUCCAAAUGUUGGUGGGAGAUACCCUGGAAAUGGUGGUAGUUUACAUAUGAGGACUGCCUCACGUACAGUAGAUGACAACAUAGCAAAUAUACUUGCUAUGGCUGAGACUGUACGAGAGGUUUUGCCACAUGUCCCAGAUGAGAUGAUUUUUCAGGACUUACAGAGAACAAAUUCUGUUACUGUUACUGUGAACAAUCUUCUCCAAAUGUGAUGAUGAUGCACUGUGUUUCUUUGGACGCAUGCUUCCAAUUAAUGAACAGAUCCUUGGUCUUGUAUUGGGGAUAGGCAGAACACAGAUUUCCUCUUAUAUGAGAUUUAUUUUCCUACAAAGAUUCUGAUGGUUCGUUCUCUGUAUAUAUGCAAGUUUGUUCAAUCAGAUGUUAUAAUGGAAAAAGAUGAGGUGGAAAUUAUAAUAGUUUUUGUUGUUUUCCUGUGAAAAAUAAAGUUGCUACAUAUUGGUGGUCAUCGAUCGUGCUGGUGUUGGCACUUUGGUUUUGUUCCUGCUUUUGAAGAUGCAUAAAAGGAGAGAAAGGUGGCAAUGAUGCAGCUGGCCCUCCUCUUAAGUUGUAAAACUUUUUGUUGUAUUAUUAAUUUAUUAUUAUAUAACCAUCCACAAAUUUAAGAUAAC